UUGUACCGCAGACAUGUGUAAACAAAACGGCGUCCAGAAAACCCUAAUAUUUUAAAACUGGUGGCUCUUUAGUCGUCGAUUACUGCAGCUUUUUAAAUACUUGUCAAUUAAGGACAAACAAAACGACGUUGUAAUUUAUAUUUUGAUCCAAAAUGGCGUCAACGGAGGUUCAGAGUGACAGUGACGACGGUAUGGACGAGUUCAUGGAUAAAUUCAAGACUCAGAGAUACAAAAAUGCGUUCACUGAAAAAAACUGGGAGGAGGAGUUCAACAAAGUACCCAUGUUCAUGAAAUCAGCUCCUGAGGAGAUCGACCCACARACGUACCCAGAACUAGCAUGUCUCCAGUCUAUGAUCCAUGAUGAAGACCGUUCUCCAGAAGAACAAGCAAAGAGCCUGAAGAAUGAAGGAAAUGCAUAUUUCAAAGAGAAGAACUACAAACAGGCUGUGGUGUCUUACACCGCAGCUUUGAAGAAGAAAUGUGGAGAUCUGGAGCUCAACGCUGUACUCCUCACCAACCGAGCAGCUUCACACUUCUACCUGGGUAACAUGCGCUCUGCACUGAACGAUGCUGCAGCUGCAAAAAAGCUCAAACCAGACCACCUCAAAGCCUUGAUCAGAGGUGCUCAGUGCUCCAUAGAGCUGCGUAACUUUGCAGAAGCAGUCCAGUGGUGUGACGAGGGGCUAAAGAUUCAUCCYACUGACGAGAAGCUGCGAGAGCUGAGGGCAGCAGCAGAUAAACACAAGAGAGCAGCAGAGAGAGAUUCCAGGAAAGCCAGGGCUAAAGAGAAGAAGUUGCACGGAGAGAAAGAGGCUCUUCUGGCUGCUAUAAAGGAUCGAGGCAUCAAACUUUUCCAGCCUGUGAGGCCUCGGCCGCAGGGUUCAUACAGUGAGGAUGAGGAUGAGCGCUCUUCAGCAGCAGCAGUAGCUCAGCUGAGUCUGGAUGGCCUGAGCUCUCAGGAGGUCACAGGGGCUCAGGUGUUCCUGGACGAGCAGGGCGUCCUGCAUUGGCCUGUUCUCUUUCUCUACCCUGAACAUCAGCAGAGUGAUUUUAUCUCAGCCUUCUGCGAAAAUAACUGUUUCAGGGACCACCUGAAUGUCAUGUUUGGAGAAGAACUUCCACCUUGGGACUCAGACAGAAAAUAUCACCCCCAAAAUCUGCAGCUCUGCUUUGAAGAUGAGGAGAAGGAGACUCUCUACCAAAUUGACCUAGAAGCAUCACUUUUAAAAACACUUGAACACAAAAGGUGUUUUGUCAAAGCAGGUACACCUAGCUUCCUUGUUUUGGUGAAAGGCUCAUCGUUCCAAAGGCAGUUUUUAUCAGGAAAGAAAAUACAUGGAUUAUAAAAAAAACAUGUUGAACUUUAAAUAAAGAUAUCAUGACAAAAAUGGA
Molecule: messenger RNA, 1392 nt
Organism: Austrofundulus limnaeus
Lineage: Eukaryota; Metazoa; Chordata; Actinopteri; Cyprinodontiformes; Rivulidae
Gene: ttc4
Product: tetratricopeptide repeat domain 4
Exons: 10
Coding region: 153-1346 (397 amino acids)
Biological process (GO): protein folding
Cellular component (GO): cytosol; nucleus
Molecular function (GO): Hsp70 protein binding; Hsp90 protein binding
Source: RefSeq, a predicted model, not a curated record